CCACAGCUGACCACUCGAUCAAUUAUAGUCCAAUUUGUUUGCUCAAAUCACACUAAAGCCCCCUCCCAACUCAGUCUCAACAUGUUCAAGCUGUCCGCUCUCGUUGUCCUCGUCGCUGCCAUCGCCUGCAGUGUGGCGGAGGCCAAGCCUGCCGUUGUGGUGGGUGCUGCUGUUCCUGCGGGUGUGGUGACUGCCACCAGCUCCCAGUAUGUGGCACGUAACUUCAAUGGAAUCGCCGCUGCCCCGAUUGUAGCACCAGUGGCUGCCGCCUACACCGCACCUGUUGCUGCCGCCUACACCGCACCUGUUGCUGCUGCUUACACCUCUCCUGUGGCUGCUGCCUACACUGCCCCAGUGGCUGCUGCCUACUCCGCUUAUCCUUACUCCGCAUAUCCCUAUGCCAGCUAUCCUUAUGCCGCUGGCUACACCACUGUCUUGUAAGAGGCAAAAAAGGAUCUAAGACGGACUGACAACUGACUUUGGAAUGCAAUAAAAACACACACAAA
Molecule: messenger RNA, 506 nt
Organism: Drosophila obscura
Lineage: Eukaryota; Metazoa; Arthropoda; Insecta; Diptera; Drosophilidae
Product: vitelline membrane protein Vm26Ab
Exons: 2
Coding region: 82-441 (119 amino acids)
Source: RefSeq, a predicted model, not a curated record